AUGUUCAGCUCCAUGAAGCUCGUUGCUGCUGUUACUGCCGCCCUCGUCGCCUCGCGCGUGUCGGCGGACAAGCCCACGUUUAACAUCAACCACCUCCCCGACACCUGGGAGGACGGCCAGGCUGGCUCGAACAGCUGCAAGCAGUGGGGUGCCUCGAGCUCGAACUCCAAGUGCCAGAACGUGUUUAUCAACUCUGCGCGCGAUUUCUGCCUGUGGGCGCCGUCCGGCGGUGACCACACGGUCGGCCACGAGGAGGAGCGCAUGGUCUCGUACUGUGUCAAGUCGGGCUACGGUACGCGUCUUAUCCCCGACGGCACCCUCAAGUCGGCCUACUUUGUGAAGACCGACGGCUUCGUCCAGGUCACCGGUAUCGGUGACUUUACCUCGAUGCACAUCAAGUCGGGCGACGAGGGUGGCGAGCUCGACCCCCACGGUGCCACCGGCGCCGGUAACCCCGCGGGUGGUCUCGUGUUCACCCGCAGCAAGGCCGGCCAAGAGGGCGAGUGGGUCCAGCUCAAGGAGUGGAACAACUUCAUGAGCGCUACCGAGUACUCGAUCCGUGGCUGCUGGGGCGACAGUGCCACCGAGUACUGCCCGCACAUCUACGACGAGAUGGGCUCGUACUUCAACGAGCCCGGCCGCUACAAGGAGGGCACCUUUGAGGACUGCGAGGGCACCGACGGCGACUGGCCGGGUGUGUACCACGGCUCGACCUUCUACCAGGGCCAGGCCUCGACCCCGCCCGCGCAGAAGCCCGGCUCGACCUCGAAGUGCCACACCUUCCACACGGUCCGCAACGGUGUUGCGCCCAAGACCCUGUACAGCUAA
Messenger RNA from Malassezia japonica, 828 nucleotides. RefSeq lists its product as uncharacterized. The transcript has a single exon. Bases 1 to 828 code for a protein of 275 amino acids. The record is from RefSeq and is a predicted model, not a curated record. Lineage: Eukaryota; Fungi; Basidiomycota; Malasseziomycetes; Malasseziales; Malasseziaceae.